Molecule: messenger RNA, 238 nt
Organism: Gastrolobium bilobum
Lineage: Eukaryota; Viridiplantae; Streptophyta; Magnoliopsida; Fabales; Fabaceae
Exons: 1
Coding region: 1-237 (78 amino acids)
Source: RefSeq, a predicted model, not a curated record
AUGGGAAACAAAGUGGGGAAGCAAGAAAGGGAAUAUGUGAUAUUGCUUAAGAUUGUACCUCCUUUGGAUCAAGCAUAUGUUAAAUGGCUUGCCAAAGAUGUUGCAGGAAUUCAAGGCUUUACUCCAAGAUGUGUUCGUGCAGUGAAACCACCAUAUCAUUAUGUUGAAUAUAUGAAGUUGAAUGGGUGGUUGGAUGUGGAUUUAGAUGAUCCUGAUAUUGCUCAUUUGUUCAAGUAGA